Hippopotamus amphibius kiboko is the source of this 4102-nucleotide messenger RNA. RefSeq names its product SRY-box transcription factor 7 (gene SOX7). NCBI's taxonomy places the organism in Eukaryota, Metazoa, Chordata, Mammalia, Artiodactyla, Hippopotamidae. The transcript is spliced from 2 exons. The record is from RefSeq and is a predicted model, not a curated record. The coding region runs from base 1124 to 2290 and encodes 388 amino acids. Gene Ontology annotation, biological process: anatomical structure morphogenesis; cell differentiation; regulation of DNA-templated transcription. Gene Ontology annotation, molecular function: RNA polymerase II cis-regulatory region sequence-specific DNA binding; DNA-binding transcription factor activity, RNA polymerase II-specific.
GGAGACCUACUCACCGAAGCAGCAGACACGGAGCUGUCCUCUGAGCAGGGGGUCCGCAUCCGCGAGGGGCCCUGAGCUCCCAGCCCGCAGCCUUUCGAGUUGAGAGAGUUGAGCGCAGGCCCAGAACCUGCAGCCCCGUCUGUAUACCCGUCGGUGUCAGGAGGAGGGAUGCGGGAGGGGAGGAGGAGCAGGACUGCUGGUCGGAGGAGAAGAGAAAAAAUACGGAGAAGGGAAUUUUGAGAGAGAAGGGCUAGAGGCGAGGGAGCUGGAGGCUGGGACACCGGAGUCCAGGGUGGGGUGGGGGUAGGCGUGUAAGAAGAGAGAAAACAGACGGCAGGGUGAAUAAGGGCGAAGUGAGGACGCAGACGUGCCCUCCGAGAGCCAAGGAACAGCGGGGCGUCGAGGGGGCCCUCGGGUGGGCACGGCGGAGAACCGGCCGCUGGAUCCAGCCCUUGCAAGCCUCUCCGGCCGCCCAAGUUGGCAGGGGGCGAGGCCGUCGCCGCCCAGGUCAUUUUAGAAAAGCAGUAGAUGUGUUCUAUCAAGACCAGGUCACAGGCCGGGAUUCACGGUCAAAGUCACUCGUGCCGGGCCAUUCCCAGCGAAACCUGUUUGGCUUCUGUUCUCCGUAGCAUGCCACGCGCGGGAGGACCUGGCGGAGCCUGGCCGGGGGAGGCCGCUGCCAGUCGGACAGGGGGCUGGAGUCCGGCUCCCGCUCCCGGGCCAGGUAACCACGGGCGGCGCCCGCCUCCAGGCCAGCGGCACCUGCACCGGGAGCGGGCGGGCCGAGAGGCGGCCCCGGGGCGGCGGAGCGCGGAUUCCGAGAGGGACCUGGGAGACGGAGGGGCGGGCCGGGGGCGGGCGCGGGGAAGCAGCGCUCCCUCCCGCCUCCCCUGCCGGCAGGUCGGAGCGAGGACGCGGCGGCCGGGGACGCAGGGAGGGGACCCGCGCCGAGAAGGAGGGAGGGGCCGCGCCGCCUUCAAGAGUCAUUGGAGGACGCGGCCACCCGAAGCUGAUAAAUAAGGGGCCGGGCCGCGGCUGCCGGCCAAGUUGGACGCCCCGACCGGUGCGAGGGCCAGGUCAGCGCCGGCCCGACGACGCGAAGCGAGGCGACCCCCGCGCGGCCAUGGCCUCGCUCCUGGGAGCUUACCCGUGGCCCGAGGGGCUCGAGUGUCCGGCCCUGGACGCCGAGCUGUCCGACGGGCUGUCGCCGCCGGCCGCCCCCCGCCCGCCAGGGGACAAGGGCUCCGAGAGCCGUAUCCGGCGGCCCAUGAACGCCUUCAUGGUGUGGGCCAAGGACGAGAGGAAACGUCUGGCGGUGCAGAACCCGGACCUGCACAACGCCGAGCUCAGCAAGAUGCUGGGAAAGUCGUGGAAGGCGCUGACGCUGUCCCAGAAGAGGCCCUACGUGGACGAGGCAGAGCGGCUGCGCCUGCAGCACAUGCAGGACUACCCCAACUACAAGUACCGGCCUCGCAGGAAGAAGCAGGCCAAGCGCCUGUGCAAGCGCGUGGACCCCGGCUUCCUGCUCAGCUCGCUCUCCCGCGACCAGAACACGCUGCCGGAGAAGCGGGGCGGCGGCCGGGGGGCGCCGGGGGAGAAGGAGGACAGGGGUGAGUACUCCCCGGGCGCCGCGCUGCCCGGCCUGCGGGGCUGCUUCCACAAGGGCCCGGCCGGCGGCGGCGGCGGCAGCACCCCGGGCAGCGUGGACGCCUAUCCUUACGGGCUGCCCACCCCGCCGGAGAUGUCGCCCCUUGACGUGCUGGAGCCGGAGCAGACCUUCUUCUCCUCCCCCUGCCAGGAGGAGCAUGCGCACUCCCGCUGCAUCCCCCACCUUCCCGGGCCCCCCUACUCCCCGGAGUACGCCCCCAGCCCCCUCCACUGCGGCCACCCCCUGGGCUCCUUGGCCCUCGGCCAGUCCUCGGGCGUCUCUAUGAUGUCCACCGUGCCUGGCUGUCCCCCGUCUCCUGCGUAUUACUCCCCUGCCGCCUACCCUCCUCUCCACUCCAACCUCCACGCCCACCUGGGCCAGCUCUCCCCGCCUCCCGAGCACCCUGGCUUCGACGCCCUGGAUCAGCUGAGCCAGGUGGAACUACUGGGGGACAUGGAUCGCAAUGAGUUCGACCAGUACUUGAACACUCCUGGCCACCCAGACUCUGCCGCCGGGACCGGGGCCCUCAGCGGACAGGGCCCGGUCUCUCAGGUGACACCGACGGGCCCCACGGAGACCAGUCUCAUCUCCGUGCUGGCUGAUGCCACGGCCACGUACUACAACAGCUACAGCGUGUCAUAGAGUCCGGGGCAGCCCGGCCGGCCGGCCUCGCCGCCGCCUCUCCUUCCCUUGCCGAGCGGAGCAGAUGCGCAGCGCCCCGGGGUGAGCAGAUCUGCACUGCCGACCCGCUCUGCAGAUCCAGGGCCCCUCCGCCCGCCCCCUUACCCCCCGCCCCGCCCCCUGCAGCCUGCGUUUUGAGUAUAUUCCUUCAAAUGAGUUUUCACUGGCUACACCCUGGGAAUCAGGCCGGGUCGUUGCUGAAAGACAGUGUUUUCCGAUAGAAUUUUCAUUGACCUCUCCUCCCAGUCCUCAUCCCGGAAACAAAUUCGGGAAAAGCCCAGCAGCAUUCGCACCUCCCCUGCUUCUGACACGGCCGCAGGGGUACAGCCUUCCUGACUUUGGUCGUCCAGGUAAGGAGGGCCCUGGGGCCAAGGUUUAGGGCACCCGGCAUCCAAACCCAAUUCUGCCUCAGGGGUCUGGUGAAACCAAACUCCCCUCCCCUCAUCUUCCAGCCCAUCUCCCCAUCUGUAGAGUGAGGGACAGACUCUGCACCUAAGGUCCCCUCUGCUCCAGGGUUUUCUGAUUUAGGAUUCUCUCCAGGCUAACAAAGGAAGAUGAAGUGGCCUUCCUGAUCUCAUUCACGUGCAAGCUGGUGCUGAUUCCGUGCACAGCCCAAGGAUACCAGGCUGCUGCACUUGGUCACAGUCUCCCAAUAUGAUCAUAGUCUUCCAAAAGGAUGCUUUGAGAAAAAACACUCAUCUUGAUUUGGGAAAUUAAUUCCUGGGGUUAACUGCAUCACUGAAAAUGAGAUUGAAUUCAAGCUGGGUUUUUUUUAACUUUUUUUUUAAAAGACAAGUUCUUUUUUAUUAACACACAUUUCAAGAGAAUAUACACAGCCUGAAUAUAUACAGUGUGAGACACACACAACACACACAUCUCCAUGCACAGCGUAAAUCAGAUACUCUUUGCUGACCUUGGCAACUUCUCGUCAACCCUCUGUUCCUAACGACCCAAAAAGCAGGGAACCCAGAAAAGAAUUUCAGCACAGUAGUAUCACUUUCUUCCGAUCUGAAUGUGUUGAUUUCUUGAGCAAAAUUUCACCACUCCCUCCCCUCCGCAGAUGCAGAGGGAUCUUCCUUCCCGAUGGAAUUUCCUUUUUCUCUUUUCUGCUCUUUCUCCACCCCUGAAUUGGCCACUAAUUCAAAGAGCUCUUGUUCUAAAAAUCCCAGACCUGAUUCCUAUGGCAGAAAUGGGAAUUUGUUCUCACCAGCCAGCUGAUUCUUCAGGUAACAUCUUCAGCCAACACAUCAAAGCAACUUCCCUUUAUUAUACUUACUUCCUAAAGAACAGAAGUGCACUGUGAUUCAGAAAAUAUUUCUGAGCCCUGACCCCAUCCCAAAAACAUUUCCAUCAUUCUCCCAAGCCUCCUUUGAAGGAACAUACCAUCAGUGAGCUAAAAGACUAUUGUUUGUCUUUUGAUUUCAACAUAUUAUUGCCUGUAUGAAAUAUGUGUUUUAUAUAUUCUCUUAUUAUUUUCACCUUAUAUUUUGUAUUGUUGAAAGAUCCUUUUUUUUCCUUCCAAGGAGUCCUCUUGUAAAAUCACUUAAGAUAUGAUUAAUCUUUAUGCUAUUACUGUAUAUGACAUUUGGUAAUAAAUAGUAAAUCAUGGACAAUAUGAUUGGUGCAGUCCAGAAUGUAUAUUAAUAAUCUUAUAAAACAUUAUCACAGACAUUAAGCUAAACUGUUCCAUUUUCUGUAAGAGCUACACAUGCUUUGGAAUGGUUGUAGAUAUUGAUUUGUCUAAAAUAUUUAAUUUAAAUAAACGUUUUUGUA